This is a messenger RNA of Numida meleagris (helmeted guineafowl), 12218 nucleotides long. RefSeq names its product glycosyltransferase like domain containing 1 (gene QTMAN). NCBI's taxonomy places the organism in Eukaryota, Metazoa, Chordata, Aves, Galliformes, Numididae. Gene Ontology annotation, molecular function: glycosyltransferase activity. Bases 6865 to 8220 code for a protein of 451 amino acids. The transcript is spliced from 8 exons. The record is from RefSeq and is a predicted model, not a curated record.
GGCGCCAGUGGGGGGCCAGGCCCUCAGGGCUGCGUGAGCCCCGGGUGCAGCCACCCCCACGUCUGUAAGCAUUUACAGUGCAGAGUGUGUGUUAUUUCCUAAACACGGUCACGGUUUUCUCUUAAAAAAUACAACAGGAGGCAAGCGUUGGUUUAUCAUAAGCCUUUUAUGAGUCAGUCUGCUGAAUUUGAACCCCAAGUGUCCCCUUAACACCAUUAAAACAUUAAUAUGUAAAAGUAGUUACACUGGUAAGAUGUCAGGAAAAAGCCAUAACCCUUGCGGUGACCUAGUGUCGCGCUUCCCAGAAAAAAAGGCAUAAAACUCAACUUCACCGAAACGUGGAGGUUUUAGGAUUUUUAAAAAAAAUUCUUUUAGGCUUACAGGUGUCGUGUGACAGAACACCUCACAGCAGAGGAGCUGCCUACCCGUGCUUUGCGAGCGAAUCCCAACUUUAGGAAAGUGUGUCUGGGAUGAAUGAGACUUGGCAGGUCUGUGCACAUCUUUUAACACAUGACUGUGUGAUGAGCGGAGUAGCAGGCUGCAGGGAAGAAGCCACUGGAGGUGCAAAUUUACACACUUUUUGUAAGGAGCAGGGGCAGAGUUUGAAGGAGCAGCAGCUCCUGGAGGGGAAGCUUACUUUGUGGUGGGAUUUGCUGGGCCUUGAGAAUUAGAUGUGCAUUACCAUGAUUCAGAGAUGAGCACAAUAGUCAGGUAAAGAUGAGUAGUGGAUUUUAGUGUGGCUUAUAACAAUGGUUUGGCAUAAUUAAAUAGAGCUAUUUUAUUGGACUCUAUUAACCUGGUUAACCUUAAAUCUUAACCAUGACAGGGUUUUCAUGUAAAGAGCCUCCAUACAAAGUACAGUAUUGAAUUUUAAUUGGAGCUUUCAAGACCUACUGUAGAGUGUAUUCUUCUUGCUUCAUCAUUUAUUUUUUUUACCUUUCCUGAGAAGGUUUUUCACUAUACCUGAGAAGUCUAGGCACAUGCACUGGAAGAAUACUUUCCAACAUAAAUUUAACAGCUAUGAGUCCAGAUCAGAUAAGUCAGUUGAGGACAGUUGUGGGUUUUUUUUUUUUCUUCAAAUUACUAUCUUUAUUUAUUUAUUUUUACAGUAGUGGUUUUUAUUUGUAUGCUUACCUCGUACAAAAAGGCAAGGAUCAUUUUCACAGCUGCAAUACCUCAGUCUUUACAAACUUUCUGAACAAUUUGUCGUUUUAAUUUUUAACCAGCCAGUAGAAAGAAGCAGUGGAACCUAGGCAACAACCCCACCAUCCAGUCCAGCUCAAGACAUGGGUGCUUUACUCAUACAGGACAAAAUCCUUCUCUCUGCACAUAAAUACACAAUAUGAGUUGUAACAGAGUGAUAGUGCUAGGAUUAUUGUCAGUUAUCUUGCCUAGAGUGGCGCAGUGAAGCCCUGAGAAGGAAGAACAGCCCCAAUUGUAGGCAACAGGUUAUUCCUGUCCUAAUGUGACACCGGUGAACAUCUCUUAAAAGCAGUGUCUUAGGGAAGCGUUGGGAAGGUGCGAGCUGAGUAGGAAGGAUAAAUAGUCACAUCAAAAUGGCAGAGAGGAAAAUAGUAGAAAUAGAAAUAAGGGGUGAGGUAGCAUUUAAGCAGGGACCAGGAGCUAAACCUGACACAAAGCUGAGUUCAGCCUGCUUGCAAGUCAAUGCUCUCUGCAGGUGCUGCUGUGGCCGUGUGAACUGGCACGCUGAGAAUGUGCCCAGAGCCAAGGCUUUGCCCCCCAGUUAACAGUGCUGUUAAUUAACCCUCGCUGCUUGCUUUACAUUAGGAUCAUUACCAAAUAGAACUGGUACUGUUGCUGUAGUCACGCUCAGAGCUUCCAGAGUACCUAAGUUACAGCUGAAACUUGUCAGUUAUGCUGCAAAGUCACUUAGACUCCAAUGUAAAAGUUAUAUAACUUCCUUAAUGUUGUUCUUAAAACCAAAAUACAGACGUAUUUCAAAGAUCUGUUUGGCUGUAGGCCCAUUUUAGAGUGGACGGUAAAAGUAAGAAAAUAUCCUCAAACAAUCCUGCUCAAUAAAAUAUGAGAAUAUGAAAACAAAAAGUUCCUGGUUUAGCUUUUUAUAAAUGCUUUCUGCACCCUGAUGCUCCUGUCUGUGAUGUUGCCUGUAGCUAGAAGAAGAGCCAAAUAAAGGGAGUUUUUUAGAGCCUCUGACACUGUCUACACCAUGGACUUCUGUUAUUUUAUAUAUUUGAUCCCUGGCCAAAAUGCUGCACUGAGAAAUUCCAGGUAGGCAUUUCUACCAUCAAAACGGCACGUUACUUUGUUUGUGUCAGGGCUCCUGGAGCAUGGGCAAAAGCGAAAGGUGAGCUGUAAGCUGUGGUCACGCCAGGCUCUUCCUGAUGGAGAGAUGACUUCAGCAGUGCUUGCUGUAUUGAAAUUCCUUACUGUUUCUGUGUCCAGCUGGAAUCUAACUUAUCUAAGGAAGAAAAAAAAAAGAAGAAUUAUAAACUGCAUUGUUUGGCUUCACCAGAUCAGAAUAUGUUUAUACAAUACAGUGCUACAUAGUCCAGAUUGGGAUUUCCAUCGAGAUAAGGCAUUUCUGUUGCAGCAGUUGGUGAGCAAAUACUUAGUGUGGAAUAUCCCCUUGUAUCAGCUCUUUCAGUUGUAAAGAGGAAAUCUUGUUCAAAGAUUUGAGUUCUCAUCUGGUUAAAUAAUUGAGUUAAAAAAAUGCUGUUUCUGCGUAAAUUGGAUCCUGGAUUGGAUGUGUUCAAAAGAAAAUCGUGUCUUAAAUGCAAACAUGUAUUCCUAAGUGAAGAGAGUUGUAUGUUAUUGUAAGAAAAUACACUGAGGAUACAUUCUAAGGUUAGACUUGAGUGAUAAUGGUGUAAGUAACGGGACAGUAAUGUUUGGUCUCUUGAGUGCUUCUGCGUACUGCUGGUCAUGAGACAGUAGCCGUUGUGUAGUGAGGAUAGUAACAAAACCAAAGGAAAUUAAUUGAAAACUUGAAAGGAGCGAGUGUCUGAUUCGUUUUGGUCUGGUUGUAUAGCUUCGUAUUGCUAGCUAACAGAAAAAAAAGAGUCUAAGUGGAGAAGAGACUAUAUAUUGAAGGUUCUUGGGAAGACACGCAGCAGCCUUCUGUGUUUCAGGAGCGCGUUCUGUACCGUUGUUGUUUUUUCUGUGUGUGUAUGUGAGACGCGUCCUCUCCUAAGUUUGUGAAGCAGGGAAAUCAUCUUGAUCGCUGGUGGCAGGAUUGUUAACGGGCGCUGCCGAGAGCCCGCAGCCAUCACUAAGCGGUGCAGUUAGCGGUGCAGUGCAGCGCCUGGGUGCUGCGAGGGCACGCGGCCCCGUGUGAAUUUCCUUCGGAACAGAUUCCGAUCAAAGCGUGUCUUACAGGUACACCUUGGCUGUCCGUAUUGCUGCACGGCAGAUGUGAGGGUAAAAAUAAAACGUGCGAAGCACCAGACAGAGAGUAUGAAAUUGAGGUCUGAGAGCCACAUCUUCAAGCAGCCUGUUAUUCUAAAUGCUGGGCUGUAGCUGUAUGGUGGCGUGUAUGUAUGUUUUAUUGCUGAUCCGUGGUAUUUCCUGUAGGCAAGUAAUCCGAGCUCAAUUUAUAAAUGACAAUAGGGAAGCCAGUGCUUUGGAUUGAUGAUCUUUUGAGUAUGAGUAGCUCUUUUGAUGUCCAAAUGAGAACUGGAGAAAUAUCUAAAAUUAACAAUGGAAUAUGUGAAAUUAAGGAUGAAAUGCAGACCUUGGAGGAGAAUGGGCAGGGCCGGGCAUUGAAUGUGGUUUGCUGUGCUCCCAAGAGUUGUUAUUUCCUAGAGUGAAGAUGCAGAAGAGCACAAACAGCUGAGGCUUCUAAAUCCCAAAUUAACGCUAUGUAAGAAACUUUGAUUUAGAUAUGUGUGCAUGUAUACAUGCAGUCAAAUAUAUGUGUGAGAUUUAAUGUAGAUGUGAUUAGCAGUUCUAUACUGGGGGGCAGAAGAGAACCAACUCUUAAAUUCAUGCCCAACUAGUUGGAUUCAGAUUUAAUACAUUGCAGGCUUUUAUUCCUCUUGGGAAUGGAAGAUUUACUGAAUUGAUGCUCCAUGAUGGGCAUUACUCACAGUGGCAGGAUUCGGUGGUGAAGUGUGUUGGAAUGAAGGAUGAAGAUCUCACUGUUGCUCUUCGUUAUUUUUCUCAAUCUGAAAAGACAAAGGGAAGCCUUUCUUUUGGAGAACUGAGACUUGUGGUUCCUAUUCAUUAAACCCAUGUAAUAGAAACAGAACUGUUCUGAAGUCUUUACGUGGAAGAACUUGCAGAAUAUUGCAAAGCUUUGUACAUAUGUGCAAGAAUAAAUGUGUAUGAACACUAAAAAUUUGGAGUGAUCAGGUAAAACAGUGGUGGUAUGUGGCUAGUGGCAGAAUAUCUGGGAGAAAGAAAAUGCAGAUAGCUUGAUUUCUAGGACCAGGUCUUAAAAAAAACAUUAUGCUCUUCCUAUGCUGAGAUUUCUCAGUUGAAACUUCUGCCAUUUACCAUGUCUGUGUGUUGGAUUGCGGUUUUAACAGUAAAUUUCUGCUUAAAACCUUGUGUCAUGUGAGAUAAAGUCGAGUUCUCCAAAUAAACAGUGUCAUCUUUGUGUUGGCUGUGGAGAAUAAUUUCUUCUCCUGAUCUUACUUAAUGGAAACUCUUACAGAAAAUACGCUUUUGUUAUCAUUCAGUCAUUUCUUUUUGGUUGUGAUUUAAAUGUAGAGGCAGGAUUUAUGGAAAUGACUGUAGGGUAGCAUUGGCCUAAUUAGUCAUUAUUUCUGGCAAGGCAUAAAAAAUUGGUCUUUCUUGCGCCUAAAACCAAUAGUGCGCUUUGUAUUUAAUCUUUCGGCCUUUUGUAAAACAAAUGAUUGUGCUAAGGAGUGCAAAAGAUGCACAUUUAAAGUCCUUAGAAUACUAUUUGGCAUGCUGUUCCAGGGAAUCAUUUAGGUUUUUUAGUUGAGAGUUACAUUUAUUGAAGUAGGCUCUGUCUCCCUGGGAAACCAUAUAUUUGUAUAUAUAUUUUUUUAAACUGUUUUUUUUUCUUAAAAAAAAAGUAGCAGUAACUAAACUGGAAUUUGCAGUAGCAGUUUUGGAAUCAACCGUGGGUUUUGUAUGAAUGCCUGUUCAAGGGCUAAGUAGGAAACACGGCGGUGCUUUAUAAAAGUCCUAACAGCUACUGCAAGGUUUUGCAGAGAGUUCUCGUGUUAUCCGUGUGAUGUGUUGGCUGUUGGGCUGAGUUCUGGCUCUUCCAGGCUGUGGGCUUUUUGGCCUUGCUCAGACAAAUUGCCAGUAAUGGGCAUUUCACCCCAAAGUGACCCAGGUGCCUUAGAGAAUUCCACCACCUUCUGCACUCCUGUGCGUGUGGAACGCUUCACUAAUCGGGCUUACGAGGGGAGCAUUAGUGCAGGAAAGGCUGCAAACCUGCCUUAAUAAAUAGAAAACAAAAAUUGACGUGGGCAUGUGACACGACCGCUUCUCCCUGCCUCCUUUCAUUGUGGGAACAUGGCUGCUCUACCCCUGAUGUCCCAGAGUACCACCAGGCAUUGCCAGAGCAUAGAGCUCCUUCAUAUGUUCCCUUUCAUGAGUCUGUUUCGUGAUUAAACUUUGAAAACUCACAGCCCCCAACGUGCAUCUGCAGUUCCGUGGUAGCUGUGACAUUCCUUCCCUCUGCAUGCUGUGAACUUCAUUCUAUAGUAAGAUGAUUAUAUUGUCCUUUUAAGUUGGCUGUCAGCAGAGAAUAGGGAAGCUGCACUUAAGAGCAUCUGUAUGCAAUCUUUGCGACAAGCAGGACCCUCUGGAAAGCUGUUACCGUUGGGGCAGAACUAAUCAUUCCAUGUGAAAUUAUAUAAGGAGAAUUAGCUCUGACUCUACCUCAUUUCCUUUCAUACUGCUGUGAAAAUAAGCUUGGAAACGUCAAACCUUCCUCCUUAUUUCUCCGUCCAAGUGCUUUAUUAAGCACUCCUUUUUGUAGCGCUCGUUCCUCGUAGACGCUCUAAACAAAAAUGAUGACAUCUGUUUCUAGUUCCUGAUGGGAUAGGUUUCCACCUCAGGACGGAGUCCCAGGUUUGGCUGCCUCUGCCUUCCCUCUGCUCUGACUUUAUUUCCUCAGGCGAUCCGUCAGAGCGCUUCAUAUUGAAGGUAACGUGCUUGACGUGAUAGAACAUUGUCAAUCACAGGCCGCCUUGGUGAUUUAGGAUAAAGAGAUAUCAAAAGCCUGCAUGGAGCUCCGAGGAGCAGUAAAAUCACCUGCUGCUUUGCCUGGCAGGGGCCCGUGCUCGUACAGCCCUCACGUUUAGGAAAGCAAACCCAGAUCUCAGGAGGUCAGCCUUGUGCUGAAUGCGCACGGUGCCCACGAACGCGUUCUGACAUCUUCACCUUCCCCGGGCUUAGCACUGAAGGUUUCUGUAACCCCUCCACAACCUAAUCCGUUGUUUAGCUCUCCCUGGAGGUAACGUAUUUCUUCUAGGACCUGUUCGUAUUUUUUGUCCUAAUCAUUUAAGCUUCUUGUGUGUUCCCUGCCCCGGAUAUUGCGAUGGGAUAUGAUCAUAAUUUUUGUAACUGCUCUUAACCUAUUUUGAAGCCCGUGCCCUAUUUCUUUCGUUGUCUCUUUUUUUUUUUUUCUGUACUAAGCAAGAUUAUUUCCCUUUAACUUUCCCUGAUUGCUUAGCUUUUCUUUGGAGUUCUUCCAGUUUCCUAUACCUUUGUAUUCAGAUCUGAACUUAGGUCAGCCAGUCAGUAUGUGUGUGAUGUUACCAUCUUUUGUAUAGGACACUCCUGCCAAUAAAGAUUGAAAUGAAAUUUUCAUAUUUCACAUUUAAUAGAGGAUUAAACCUCCAGGCUUGGUGAUGUGGCUUUGUCACUUAAUCCUGCUUUGUUCCUUCUCUGCUUCCCAGAAUGCUUGCAGCUCUUCCCAGGAAAGCUCCUCUGACCUGUUCUGCAGCAUGGAGGGAGAAGGCAAGCGUUCCCCCUUCCCCUGCUCCAACUGUGGGCUAUCUGAAGGGACUGCACUUACAUGGCAAGCUGCCCGCAGAAAGGAUCCUCUUUGCAAGCUCCGUGCUUAACCUGGCUGAACUCGCUGCCCUGCGCCCUGACCUGGGCAAAUUGAAAAAGGUCCUCUACUUCCAUGAGAACCAAUUGGCGUAUCCUGUCCAGAAAUGCAAGGAAAGGGAUUUUCAGUACGGAUACAACCAGAUUCUUUCAUGUUUGGUUGCUGAUACUGUGGUGUUCAACUCUGCUUUUAAUAUGGAAUCGUUUCUUACAUCCAUUGGAAAAUUUAUGAAGCUGAUUCCUGACCACAGACCAAAGGAUUUGGAAAAAAUAAUCAGACCCAAGUGCCAAGUUCUCUAUUUUCCAGUCAGGUUUCCUGAUGUGAGCAGGUUCAUGCCAGAACAUAAGCUUGCCCAUUUGGAAAACAUAAUUGGUGUUAAAAGAAAUGGAGAUGCUUAUCAAUGUGAGGGCCUGCCUGGGCAGCAGAAGAGCAGAGCUUUGGGAGGUUUAAUGAAAAACAGCAACGCGUGUCGUGAGUCUGGACUUUGUGAAGCACAGCCUGGACUUUGUACCACACAGCAUGAGGGACUGCAUUCCCCAUUAACAGCAGCAGGGAGACUGAACAAGUCUGAAGCAUCAGAAAGUACAAAUCCUUGUCAAGAAGAAGAUAAGCAACAACUGACUUUUAACCUCUGUAAUAUCUGGAGUGGAAUGGACUAUCAGCAGAGACCUUUACAUGUUGCCUGGCCUCACAGGUGGGAACAUGACAAAGAUCCUGAAACUUUCUUUAAAGUGCUGCUGAAACUGAAGGAGCAGGAGCUACCUUUUCACGUGUCCGUCCUCGGGGAGACUUUCACUGAUGUUCCAGAUAUAUUUGCAGAGGCCAAAAAAGCGUUGGGAUCUUCUGUCUUACACUGGGGCUACUUACCCAGCAAAGACGACUAUUUCCAAGCCCUGUGCAUGGCUGAUGUUGUCAUCUCAACGGCUAAACACGAAUUCUUUGGAGUGGCAAUGCUUUCCAGGGAAUUCCUGGUACUGUGGCACUGCGCCGAUGCAGCGUGGGUUCCGCACUCUCCGACUCGUUACUCCUCGUGUAACUCUUCCUGGAGCUGCCUGCCAGUUCACGCUGUUUCACUUUCCUGGCUCCUUUUAAACUUUCCCCCCCUUGGCUGCUGUUCCCAGACACUACCUGUCCAUCAGGAAAUAAUCCCCAUCAGGAGAGCAGGCUUUAAAGGAGCAAACCAACCCGCUGUUGUGCGAUAAAUAGCACCAGUGUGGUUGGGAAGGGCAAUAGCAGGCCCAGGUCAACGCAUGCAGCUGACAAACGCUGCGUGCUUGGCUUCUUCUGGAGGUGAGGAUUUUCACUUCUUGUUUUCGGGCUGUUGUGCGCAAAGGCUUCCCACUAAUAUUUUCCUAGUUUUGGUUUCUGUUACUUCAAUGUAAUUUUUUUUUUUCCCCUUGACAUUAUUUAGUAGGGUUGGGGCAAACCGAAGUACGCAUCUGCUGAUUAAAUCAGAUUCAAAACUCUCAGCUUACAUAUUACUGCGGUGUAUUUUGUCAAAAAUAAGUACUAAGGCAUGUGAACCCCAGUAGGAAAACAUGCGACCUCCUUAUUACAUCCCAAUUCUUGGACAUUUUUUUAAAUUGGUAACGUGAUUUAGCAAAGACAAAAUCAUUUAAUUAACAGCUGCGUUGCACUUUGAAGAUGUAGAACACUAUAUAAAUGCUAAGUAUUGUAAUCAUUAGUAAUUUUGCUAAUAAAAACCGUGGCUCCCCAAACAAAUGGUAAAGUAUGCGCAGCAGAAGCGAUUUUCAAAAAUACUAUUUAAAACUUAUCUGCAAAAUGUUGCCAUGAAUUGUUUAGAAAUUUGACAGCAAAUACUAUAAAUUAUAGAUGUUAAUUUUCAUUCAUUAAAAGUUCUUCAAAGAGCAUUUGAAAGAGAGAUGAAAAGCAUUAACUUGUACUAGUGGUAGGCAGAUUCCAAUACUUAGAAGUCAUGAUAGCGAAUGCAAAUUGAGCUUUCUAAACCCAGACUCUUAAAGCAUGUUAUUAAGUAUUUUCCUUAUCAAUUUGAGCAGCAGUGUGGUGCUUUAAAAGGACCAGGUAUGGGGGUCCCUACUAGUACUGGGCAGAUGGACCAGUACUACUCGGUUUUAUGCUGCCUCAUUUACUUAGUGUUUUGCAAUCCUUAAUGUGCACAGCUGGCAGCUGAAUGCAGGUUUGAUACUAACAGUUUAGACAUCUUUAGAUGUAGCAGAUGGAAAAUUUUACACAAAUAAAGUAGGAGAAAGUGUGCAAUUAGGUUUUUAUCUGCAGUUACACGAUGCAUCCCGUGCUUUCGUUUAGAACAUCACCUUGGUGGGUGGUCAUCAUCUCUCCUUGCACCAAAGCUGUACCUUCUUGACACCACACUUGAUGUUGGAUGCCUGCCCAAACACCAAACUUCUGUUAUUGUCGAGUGUGAAGGAAAUAAGAACUGCAACAAUCAGCAAAAGACAAAGGCAGGCCAGCAGCGCGACUCCAGCAGCCCAGUACAUUAUGGUUACAUUCCAUGCUAGUUAAGUCACUAUGGGAAAAUGCUUGGCAGGAUUUUUUUUUUCGAGAGUUUAUUCAUUAUGUUCAUUAUUAUGAGCUGUAAAGACUAUGAGAAUUUCAUUUUUUAAAUGUCUUAUGGAAUGUAUCACUUUCUUAGAUCUUGUAGACAUGCUGUGGAAACCAUAACAUAAAAUAUGAGUUACUUACAAUAACUAAUUUUAAUCCCAUCUGCUAAGUAUGACAACAUUAGCAUUUCCACUUAAUUAAAAACACCCUUAAAGCAGCAAUGUUUUAAUCACUCCAUUUUAUUUACUCUCCUCCGGUGUCACUUAUAAUUGUAACUUUUUAUUUUUUAAUAAUGAGGGAUUUUUUUUUUCUCUGUGCAUCACACAAAAAAAGUGCUGUCGAUAAUUAGCAGUCUUCUGUUAUUACUAGACUCAGGUGUCACAACUGUGUCUCAUCCUCAUUACAGUAAAAAAUUUCACCUAUCAGAUUCAUUAUUGCUAGAUAAUGCGGCUGAGAGCCUUAGCAGGCCCUCCAGAAAAGUAAUUCAGCCAAGCAAAAUUAUCAGCUAAUUAUAUUUAGAAUCAAAAGCCCAACAACUAUUUGCAGAUAAAUUGUACGAAUUGAAGUGAAUAGAUCUGAAUAUUAAGAUUCAUAGAUUUAGCAGAUGAUUUGUUAAUUGGAAUAAAAAGGUCAUUUACCCGCCAUUUUAACAAUAGAUCAAUUGGAACUCUGGUUGUGAUUUAACCAGGAGCGCUUAAGGAUUGGAAUGAAGAAGCGCUGUGUGAUUGCUGUGAUGUGAUACUUCUCAGGAACAGGGCACGGAGGCGUGAGGGCGAGGAAGCUUCCGUGUCCCUGCUCGGCCUGAGCCAGCCUCUGCUCCCAUAGGUCUGGGGAUGCAAUAAGGGGGAUGCUUGCAGCAGGAACUACUGCACCGCAGGACGAGCUGCCAGGGAACGCGUGCAAACUUGGGUGCGGGAAGGUAGGCGGUCUGCGGACGGGAAACAAAAAGAAUUCCACAUUUGCACUCGCUGCAGAAGCGGCGAGUUCGGAUUUGACAAAUCCGUGAUCCUGGUGGAGGUUUCUUGUACGGGGAAGCUCCGUGCACAGGCGAUGACUCAGACUGCAUCUUGGCCCUGCAGUUUUGUUGGAGGGAGCUGUUCUUUUUUUUUUUUUUUUUUCCCAUGCAGGCGAUAUGAUUAAAAAGCAAAUAUUUUAACAUAACUUAGUGAUCUGAGCUAUUACUGAAAUGUCCACAGUUUCGCUCUUUUUUUUUUUUUUUUUUCCUCCUAGAUUAAAGAAAACUUUAAAAAUCUAUUUGCUUUGACAUGUGACACAAUAUUUAAGAACUGAAAUCAUCAAUUAAAUCACACAUCAGAAACAUUUCCCUUUGGUAAAAAAUAUAGUGCUAGACGAUGUACACUUUGAAAUUGUUGUUAAUGUUUAAAAUGCAAUCUGAAGUGCAUAUGUUAUUUAAAAAAAAAAAAAAAAGCCCACAUAAAUUACAAAAUUUAAAAGUUUAUGUAAAAACUAGCAAUCAUUGCUUAGCAAAAGCAUUUGCAGGGAAAUAUAUCUUUGGGUUCAGUGGAUACGCGUGGUUUUCUAGCAUGAAGGCUGGAUGUGGUAUUCCUCAUUUUAUUUUUUGGCUCUUGAAAACGGAGUCGAGCUAAAGGGAGCAGGGUUCAGUGUGCACUGGGCUGGGUGCCUGCAAUAAAGCCAACGUGCACAUGAACGCAGCGAAAGCCUUUUGGGUUGUCAUUAAGAAUAAAAAAAGGUGAGCGCUGACAAGAUUGCAGAUCUUUCCCAGGGACCCAGGGAAAGUGAAGCUAAAAAUAAAGCCCUCGUAUGGUCAACACGUUGGAGGAAAUUCAAAGCCUCUCAUCAAAUAAACAUAUUUAAAGAAGUGUUUUGAGUUUCGGUGUGUAAUUUCUGGCCAACAGAAAUUACAGUUGUAUCUUUACGGGGACAUUAUGUCAGAUCAGCGGUCAUUAUGCAAAAAAAACAAACUGAAAACUUGAUGCCUUAACCCAUUCCGAUAUUAAAACGCGAGCAGGAAUGGGGCAGCUUUUCUUAGAAUCCCUACUAGGGAAACUUCGUGCCGUUGUGUCGCAAUUCCAAACUAUUUGGGCUGGAUGUUACGGCAGAUCUGCGAAUUAUUCCUGGAGAAAAACAAACCCACAAAGCAUCGCGGGGGGACCGAUCGGUACUUAGGACAGAAACACAAAAGUUUGCAUCCUGAAAAACAAAAGGAACAAUCUGAAUCUGGAACGUGCUGCGCGUUGCUCCUGGGGCCGUUUAAUUGCAGCCUUUGGAGCCCGAGUGUGCGACGGGAGCAUCUCUGCGGCCACCCGCCCACAGACGCGUGCACGCAUGCCCUCGUUCCCCAGCAGCGUUAUUAAGAGAAGCCGUCCAUACUUCACCAUGUUGUUGCACGUGUCUGUCUGCUGAUUAUAAAAUGUGUUAAGCAGUAUUUAAAAAACAAAAAAAUGCAGAGCCGCGCUUUGAUUUAUUCAGCGAACAAAACAUAUGCUCACUGUUCUGUUCUAUGUAAUUCAUAUGAUCAAUAAAAUUUUCUUUCAAAAGAGCAACUUUGGCAUUUAGAAGGAUUGCACUGCCGAGGAGGAAAAUGUUUUACCCAGCGUGCUGCACGCAGUCAACCUCCAUGGUCCCGCACCAAAGGAAGUUUUUGGCUCCCUGAUGUUCAUCUUUUCAUUACUUUUAC